Messenger RNA from Harpegnathos saltator (Jerdon's jumping ant), 7860 nucleotides. RefSeq names its product NHS actin remodeling regulator GUK-holder (gene gukh). NCBI's taxonomy places the organism in Eukaryota, Metazoa, Arthropoda, Insecta, Hymenoptera, Formicidae. The transcript is spliced from 11 exons. The record is from RefSeq and is a predicted model, not a curated record. Gene Ontology annotation, biological process: cell differentiation. The coding region runs from base 855 to 5957 and encodes 1700 amino acids.
UUGCCAGGCCGGCCGGCACUUCACGUACCAUCGUCGCGCGGUACGUUUCGUCGGUCUCGCGCGCGCGCGUUACCGGUUUCGCCGUCGGCCGCUUCCAUCCGUCCCCGUCCGUCCGUCCGUCCGUCCGUCCGUUCGCAAAUCUCGGCUCGCGAGAAAGAGAGAGAGAGAGAAUCUCGCGCGGGAUCCUCUUGCGAGCGGCGGUCCCCCACGAAGUACACAAUCCGUCGCGAUGCAGCGAGCCGCGUCGCGUAGCACACACGACCUGCGGAGAGCGAGCGCGCUCGUAGAAAUGCGACGCGAGGAGAACCUUCGGCCGAUUAUUCGACACGUGCCGCGUGCCCUCGAUCGAUCCGAUUGAUCUCGCGAGUCGGCCCUCGGGAGUGCGGAGUGAAAGUGCUGAGCGGAGUAAAGGGGAAAAAGAGCGGGAAGAGAGGAGACCAGCAGAGAGAGAGAGAGAGAGAGAGAGAGAGAGAGAGAGAGAGGGAGAGAGCGAGAGCGAGGAACGAGAACGUCGCACCGACGUGGAUUUCGUGGAUUACGAGAGAAAGAGGAAGAAAGCGAAGAGACAGCGGUGGGUGCGUGCACGCGCGCGUCGCGGCAUGAAGUCGUGCCGGCGGCACGGAGGAUCCUCCGCGGAAUCCGGCCGACUUCGCCGAAGAGGAGCGACCCGCUCCCGCGGUGACGCGGCGCCCCGGUGAUGAGGAGUGAGCGCCGACGCCGCUCGCCCGAGUGUGUUAUGCGCGAAUGCGGCCGGCCAGGGGAUCGCUAUCACUCAGCAGCAGAGACGACAAGCGCGACGACGAGCGCCGCGACAGCGACAGCGACAGCAGGAGGCCGCCGGCACCGGCGUCGUGAUGCCGUUCGUCAUGCGAAAGGUGGAGCCGCGGCACCUGUGCCGCGGCCACGUGCCGGCGGGCUCUCAGGGUUGGCCGGUGGGUGCCGAGCUGGAAGCGGUGGCGAACGGUGCGCUGACCAACUCCCUCAAGCAGCUGGCUUCCCUCCUGACCGCCGCGGAGGACAUCUUCGCGAGCCUCACCGUGGAGCUGGCCUAUGUCACCGACCGGAGCGGUCACCUGCGCCGUAGGAUCGACAAGGUCGAGGAGCGAUUGAGCGCGGUCGACCCCAAGAAGAUCCCAGUCCCGGAAUCGGAUAUCUGCACUUUCGCGACGAGGACGGAGCAUUUUCACGUCACGAAUAAACCAUCGACGGGACUAUUCACGCCGGGUACGAGGCCAAAGGCGCUGAAGGAGCUAUACGAGCUCGCUGCUAUAGUCGCCGUUCGAAGUUUGGAUUCCUUGAGGAGGGAUGGCAGCUCGAUGGAUAUGUUCCUCUGCACACCCGUCCUCGGUAAGAGAAGGCGGGAUCAGAGCCUCGACAUCGAGUCCAGAGUUCCGGCCGCUAUCGAGGAUCUGCGAAGAUGGACGUCCGCCGAGGCGCUCGGCGACGUCACCGUACCGCCGGACUGCAUGUCCAGGAUCCUGGGCGACACGACCGGCGACGACGCCGUCGAUCACAAGCUACCCAGCCCCGAGGAACAGGUUCAGGCUAUCGCGCUCAAAUUCCCGGCGGAAAUCGUGGCGGUGGAUGUGAGCGGCCGAGGUUUCGAAAGAAUGUCGAUGAGGAGGAGGUCCUUGCUGUCGGGACCGGCGGAAAUCCAGGAAACGACGGUGAAGAGAAGAUCACGACCACGCAGGCCUAGAGGAAAAAGACGGAACACAAUCGCUGGUACUGAUCAGAAAGAAAUUCGCCAAGCUAUCGGAGGGGAGACGACCGGCGACGAGCCCGAGGAGACGAUGCCGAGUGCCACGCCGAGAGCUCAUCGCUCGGCGAGCACGGACAUCCUGGGUUCCACGAAGAAGGACUCGCCCACGGAAAAGAAGUCACACUUCAAUACGUUGAAGGCGUGGGGCAUGUCUCGACUGAAGCUGAUCAGCCCGAAAUCGAGUCAGCAGCAGCAGCAACAGCCGCAACAACAACAGGAAUCGAUGGUUGCCGCACCCAGCGCAGAGAGGAGCGAACAGACCCAAGGCCAGACGAGGUCGCCGGAAGAGAUCAACAUCUACGAGACGGUGACGACUAGACGAAGAAGGGACAAGUCGCACGAGAGGAAGCCCAGCUCGUCUAGCUCGAGUGGCAAGAGCACGGCUAGUAUACCGGUGUCGGUGCCGAGUACGGACAAACAGCCGAGCGUGAAAUUGCGCGAGAGUGCCGCCCAGAGGCGAGAGAGACGGAAGGGCAGCAACCGCGACGACGCGCCGCACUCGAGCUCGGGGAACUGGAGCGCCUCGUCCGAGAGCGGAAGGGCCAGCAUAGGCAGUGAGACUACUACCACUACGCAUCAGCCCAGUUUUAGGUCCACGACGACUGCUUCGAUCGGCACGUCUUCCACUUCUUUGAGUCACAUGAGGCGACUCAAAGGAAGGGACACAUCGGCCUCGUCCUCGGUGACGUCCGAGGGCACCUUAACCCCGGAUAUCAUACAAGAUAUCACGGUGGUGCCUUUCUCGGACGACGGUGAGACGUCGUCCGUGUAUUCGUGCGACACCGAGGGCUAUUACACCUCGUUUCACAUGGACUCUGGUCUGAAAACACUUAGAGAGGAAGAACCCGUGCCACAGAGCCCUUUGACCAAGUCCAACGACGUUGGCUCUGAUCCUACCUCGCCAGUCGUCGAGAACGAGUAUGAAUUAUUCGGCAGAGGCUCGACUUCUACAACAACUAGUUCAGCUGGAACGGUUUGCACCGCGUUGAUGGCACCACCACCCCCGGAACGCAAGUCCAGUCUCACGGUUGUUGCUAUGGUCCAUGGUCAAAAUCAAAACGGCGGCGAGUCACCAGACAGCGGUCACAACACGUCUUCGUCGCCGGUCGAAUCCGCCUCGAGCCCAGCCUGCACCGGCCGAUCGUGCUCCGAAUUCGAGUACUCGGAAUCGAGCGACCUGGAAGGCUGCGAACGCAUCGAGAGGAUCCGCUCAAAGACGGCGAUCACGAGUAGUCGGAUUCCUUCGAUGUGUGUAAUCACGCCUCCAGGUUCCGACGAUGAACACGUUCGAGAAACGGAACAGAGCGAGAAGAAGAAGAAGAAUGAGCCACGGCGGUCCGACCUGCAGAGCGGCGGAUCAGUAUUGAUGUCUGCUACCGUCGGCACCUCCAAGAUGGAGGUGAUCAACGGUCAGGACAAAAAUCUGUACGCCACCGUGCAGGUAUUGCCAGCUACGAGCGGCAACGACAGGCCGAUAACGACGAGCCAGUCGUCGAUGAAGAUCAGUCCAUUGAGCGGCGUUCUGGGGAAACUUCGUGGCGUGCUUCCGGGCAGGAAGCAACCCACGAAGAACGGCGCUGUGCAGGAGUUGUCGAACGCAGACUCCGGCGACUAUGUGACCAUAGCCGACGUGAGGAACAACAACGACAAGCGUCCGGGGCCGCCCUCGUCGUCGUCGUCAUCGUCGUCGUCGGGUAUGACCCCUGUCCGACCUACCGCCACCUACGCUAAUUCCGACAUUUUCAAAAAGGACGCGGAAUACGUGAGCCUGAGUGAGCUGCCGAAAAAGCCGGAUUCCUCGUUGGAAAGGAAGAGGCAAGGCGCUCGCGUCACUUUGGAUUCCGAGGGGAAAGUCGUGUACUCGUCGGAUAGCUUGAAGAGGAGGAAAGGAGCGCACACAACGUUCAAUCCAGGUCCCUUCGUGCGGGAAGGUGUGUCACCUAGCCCGUCGCCGUUGCUGCAUCGCGCUACGCCGAAUAUCCGCGCCGUGCCGAAGAGCGGAGACGCCGUGGACGGUGGACUCAGUAGAUCCACGCCGCCGACGUCUCCACAGCUGGGCAAACUGAUCAUACGAGCAGCACGGAGUCCGGAUCGCGCGGCCAGUCCGGAUUAUGUGCGCACGCCGGCGACCGUGGUCGGUCCUACGAGUCCGACCAGUCCGCACAGACAGGUCCGCGGGGCUUACGUCAACGUGCAAGGCGACGAAGACAACCCCUUACUCAGCAUACCACCGGAAUCGAUUCCGCCCCAGGCGAUAGUCCAACCGCCACCCUAUGUCGCUCCACCGUCUCCUACGGAGGACCGACAGAAGUCGCAAAAGUACCAGGAGAUCCUGAAGGACUCGCAGCCGUGUCUACGAACGUAUUCGGAUAACGAGAAGCAGCAACCGAUUACAGACCGGAAGCAGACCUAUUCGCAGGAUAUCUACGACCCUCGUUCGACCAUCCAGCAAUAUGACAGCCGCAGGAACCUCCUCGAACAUCCGCAGCCGCGGAUGUCCAAUUACGAGUACCAACGAGCCGCGAACUAUCAAACGGUGCACAUGCAUAACGCGAGGAACCAGCAGCUCUGUUCACCGGCCAGGGAUGCCAAUCAGCAAUUCUAUACCCUGCCGACGAGGAGACCACAACGAGAGGUCGACCCACCGCGCAGCGUCACACCGGACAUCACGAGAGGGCUGGAACACGGUACCAUUAGCGGGAUGCACGUGAUGGCGAAGCAAGGCCAGAGGAUUGCGGAGAACGAGCAAGCUCGAUACGGCUCCCACGUGGACUUGGGAAGAAGGAACUUGGAACAGCAGGAAAUGCGGGGCAGAUACGUGCAGAGUCAGCCGCAGUCGGUCGUGGAUGUCAGAAACAGCAGGUUCGCAACGCCUCUAAGCCUAGCUGCACUCGGAUAUCGAUUCUUCGCAUCUUCACCCGCCAAUGAUCCUCUUGCGAAGUCUCCUAACGCGGACAUUCUCAAGAAUAAUCCAAUUUCGCCGAUCGGCCCUGGCUACGGUAACAGCUUCAAAUCGUCUACUCCCACCGAGCGAUCGACGCCAACCGUAGCGGAACGUCUAGCUUUAACCGCCUCUAAUAAUUGCGCGUCGCCGGUGCCGAGCUCGUCCGGUAGGAGUACUCCUGUCCAGACCUCUUCCGGCAGGAGCACACCGACGAAUCUGAUCCUGUCACCCACCAAGAGCACUAUGUCUAACGAGGAGCUAUUCGCCGCGAUUCACAAGUCGAAGAAGCGACUUAACAUCAAACUCAAUGACAAUAAUGAAAAUGUAUCGCCAUACGGCUCGAUGAACUCCCUAGUGAAGACACCGGCUGGCACCAGACACAGUUGGAGCCCGGAAUCUCAGAAAGCUCCAGAGAUACCGACCACUGUUCAGUCGCCCACAUCGCGAAUGGAUUUCAAACGUUUACUCCUUCAGCAGAGCGUGAAAACAGGUCCUGUGCGACGAUCGGCUGCGGAGCAAUUACAAAUGUCGCGCAACCAAUGUCAGCAACAGCAACAGCAACCGUUGCCGAACGCUCAUCAGAGUCCCUUGGCCAAGGUUCUGAGUCCUCGCUCGGUCUGGAGGUUCCAGACGCCGAGAACGGAUGUGCUCUCCUCCACCAUAAUCGAAGACACCGCGGCAGAGGAGAAAGCUAUGAAACCUUCGCCAGAGAACACGUCACCUAUCUCAAGACUGAACUUCGGGAGACAACUGGACCUUUGCAGCGACUUACCGACUCAUUUGCGUCUGGCUGAUUACGAGACAACGGACAAGAUGCCGACGAACGAACUCGAUGCUGAUCUCACGACGACGAAAUCGCGAAAUCAAGGCGAUAAAACGGAAGAACUAACUACGAGUGUACCUAACAAUCCCACGCGAAUUGUGUCUCCCGUCAAGAAUACGACAACCGUCCAGGACACAGCAUCUUCACAUCCUCAAAUUACCGCCAUCAACACGGCGAUGCAGUAUUUGAAGGCUACAUUGCCGACUGAUUCAAAAGAUCUCGACGCCAUAAGCGCAUUCGAAUCGAGGAGACUUAGCAAUCAAUUGGCGAGAGCUCAAUUCCUGGCUAGUACACCCACGAACGCCAAUCAAACACAGAACCUCUACUUCAAGAAGAGAUUUAGAGCGAGAUCGGAAUCACCCCAACACGCUGCGAUACAAAACGUUGCACGUAGCCCGAGUGCACCCACUCUUGAGACCGCUUUGUGAUCUGGGAAUACUUUGUUAACUAGCACGACGUUCUUAUGGUGCAAGUUUAAAAAUUUAACUCUUUAUUAUUAUGGUGGAUUUGCUCAUUUCCUUUCUCGAAAGUAUACAAAUACUAUUAGUCAAUAUCAGACGUUAAACGAUUUAAUAUUUAUAUAUUUAAUAUUUAAUAUACAUACGUAAUAUCUCAAAAGAAUAUAUCCAUGCGAUGGAUAUUAUACAUGUAUAUUAAAUAUGAAUGUUAUAUGAAUUAUAUAAAACGAGGGCGUCAAUGAAUUAAGUAAUAAUUUAAUUUUUAAUUCAAAUUGAAGUAAACAAUUAUUAUUAUCAUAAUGUUUGAGGAGUUAAUAUUGUAUUCGUAUUACUCUAAUAUCCCUCGUUUUAUUAAAAUUCCUAGAAUUUUUCUAUAAUAAUGUUUUCAUCCACCACUUUAGUGAAUAGUUAAUAGUGGAAACAAUCGUUUCUUGAACACCUGAAUCUGAAAAGUUUCGACACGACGCUACGUACUCGUUGAUUACGAGCGAUUUUAAUCGACACGAGAUAAUGUCGCCAACUCGCGUCUGCUAAAAGACAAUAAUUCCUAACCGUGAUAUAUGGUAAUAACGUGGCAAUUAGUAUUACCCAGUAUUGCAGAGCUUCGCGCGUAAAGUAAAAAGACGUCUAAAUUAUAAAUCGCAUUUCAUCGAUCGGAAACAAGUUUUAUGACACGCGUUUAAUUAUUGCUAAAUCAUAUAUAUACGUAACUCAAUCGAAUAAGCAAUAUAAAUAUAUAGAGUAUUCCCGACUCCAAUAAUCUGAAAACAUCGCGUGUGCCUAUUUGAUGUAAUUAUUUUACGAAGAAACACAUUUAUACAGCGUUUGAGCAAAUUUUAUGUUGAACUAAGGACAAUUUUCGUUAUGGUAUGAUGAUACCGUAUACUUCAUAUAUUUUCUUAUCUUUUAUUUUCAAAUUUUCCUCCCUUUCUUCUCAGCGAAGAAAGUAGAUGGAUCUCUGCACGAUCUCAAUGCUCACUGCUCAGAGAAGCUUUAGAAGUCAGAGGGUGUAAAACAAAUAUUACCAGUUUUAUAUUGAUGUGUUCUUGAACAUGCAAAACGAACGUUACGCCGAUGCACAAGAUUUCAUUCGCGAAACAGCAUUUAUGACUCGAAGAAGGAACGUGACGAAAAUCACGUUCGUAGUUCUAGUAAGAAUCUUAUCGUUACCUUAAUUCAAAUCGAAAUAUGAUACAGUAUUUUUUAACGAUUUGGGCUAUAUUAAUUUAUUCGCGGGAGUUAAAAGAAGCGAUAUAUAUAUACACGGAUAAUCAAGACUCGCGAAGUUAUACAAUGUGAACUGUAGAUCGCGUAUUAUAGCUAUAGACAAAUUAAAUGUACGAAGCUGUGUAUUACUACAAAUUAACGCGUGUACGAAGUGAUCACUGCCAAUAUAUUUUCGAAUUGUUAUAUAAAUAAUGAAAUGUUUCAUCCCCGAUUUUACACGAUUCUCCUAAUAUUUUGCUACAAACGGAUCAACACCAAAUGUGUGAUUUACGGUUCACCUCACGAGACUCGCGAGCGCGUCGUUAAUAGUCUCGGAUAAUCGCUCGCUAACGAUAGAGAGCUAAUCCUAGAGGUUUUUAUCGUUAAGGGAUUAAUUUAUUUGCCGACUUCGAUGGCAGCCUAACUCCCGCCGAGAGCUUUGGCGAAACUUGUAUAUAAUAACGGACAGUGUAAUCGCAACCGGUUUUUUAAAAUCUCGAUCGCUUGCUAGUCUAGUCGGGGUAGAAUUUAGUAUACUUACGUGUAGCAUUUUAGAGAGAUUUUAUUUUGCCUUUUCUUUUAGGAAGAAAAAGUGCCGUUAAUUCGAAAUCGCGUGAGACAAGUUUGUAAUUAUGCGAUAUUUACGAUUUAUCGGCUUUAUAGUUAU